AUGCCAACCAAAGUUUUCAUACUUGUCUUCGUUGGUGAACCUCUCGACUACACCAAGUAUCGCCAUACAGCUCUCUUUUUUGAGUUUCCUAAUGGAUCUACAUGUGCGAUGCAUAUAGAGGGAGCACCUGGAUUUUUCGAAUUCCAGCCACUCGACAAUUACCGCCCUGAACAAAGUCGAAGGCUUGCCAAAAAGUUCCUGGUGGCGGAACUCCAAGAUUCAAUCAGUGAAGUCUCUAUCAGAGGAGUCGUUUCAAGAACCCCAGUGAAAAAUAGACCUGCAGACGCGGAUUGGAACUGCCAGAGUUGGGUGGCAGAUGUCCUUACCCGGAUGGUGAACAAUGGAUAUUUGAAUGCGUCUCAACGAGCAUCGGCCAUUAAUCAAAUGACCGAUGUGUGCUUGGAAGCCACAGAUGAGUAA
Penicillium paradoxum is the source of this 420-nucleotide messenger RNA. RefSeq lists its product as uncharacterized. The record is from RefSeq and is a predicted model, not a curated record. The transcript has a single exon. The coding region runs from base 1 to 420 and encodes 139 amino acids. NCBI's taxonomy places the organism in Eukaryota, Fungi, Ascomycota, Eurotiomycetes, Eurotiales, Aspergillaceae.